AUGGGAAAAAGAUACUGGCUGAAAGAGGAAGUGAUCAAGGACAAGUUCUCGAAUAAGCUGGAAGUGAUACUCUUUGAGAAAUCAAAGAAGACAGAUCUGUUGUGGCCAAAGGAAAAGGCAAGUAUCCUUGCGGAUCCACGUGGAAUCAACUUCUUCCAAGAUAUGAUCGACGGAAAGAUUGGAUUGCCACGGCAGCUCUUCUACUAUGUGAUUGGAACUUCUGCUCCACAAUUCGCCGGACCGGAGAAUUCUGCUCUCUUCUAUCACCUUCUAUCGAUCGGAUUCAUCCCGGAGGACUUUUCGGCUCAUUUCACCCAAUUGGAUACUCCAUGUCUCCAUAUUGAGCCAAAGUUCGUUGAAGAGCGGACGCAAUUCAACGUGAAGAUGCUCUCCGACGCUCGGAACAUUGAGUGCUACCGAGCAGGCUUGGAUAAGGAAGAUGACAAUGUGGAGGAGUUGGUUGGGAACUAUGGAAAGGGGUUCAUCGCUGCAAUUGGGGAUUACUUCAGCUAUCAACGAAAAUUGAAAUCUGAAGGUUACAAGAAUUGGACGACUCCAGUGUUGGAAGUGAUUGAAGGUGAAGGAUAA
Molecule: messenger RNA, 588 nt
Organism: Caenorhabditis remanei
Lineage: Eukaryota; Metazoa; Nematoda; Chromadorea; Rhabditida; Rhabditidae
Exons: 1
Coding region: 1-588 (195 amino acids)
Source: RefSeq, a predicted model, not a curated record